AUGGAGAUAGGCUACUCCUCCCCGAAACCCGACGGGCCCGCAACACGGGCGCCGGAGGCCGCAACACCGCCGCGCCCGCACCACCGCGCGGCACGAGCCACCACAGCCACGCCCGCACCACAGGCAGCACCGCACCACGGCCCGCAACACCGCCACGACGCCGUCGCCGGCCGCGCACGCAGCCACCGCCGUCGACGAAAGCACCCCACGCCGCCGCGCCGCCGCGUCCCCGCACCACGCCGCGCCGCAAGGCACCGCCACGCCGCCGCGCCGCCCGCCGCUACCACCCGGGCCCGGGGCGCCCGCAUCCACCGCGCGCCCCGCACAACGCCCGGCCCGCCACCACCGCCGCGCCGGCAAGCAGCGCCAGCGCCGCCGAGCCGCCCGAGCCCGCACAAACGCCGAGCGCAAGUCAUCCGCCACGCCGCCGCGCCGGGCCGCGCCCGCACACUGCCGCAGGGGCACACAGGCCGCGACCGCACCGCGAGCAAACACGGACGCAACUCGCCGCAACCACUCGCCGCGCAGCGCACCACCCGCCGCACGCGCACCCAACGCCGCGCCCGCACCACCGCGGCGCCGCAAGCACCGAAACGCCGCCGCAGCCCGCACCCACAGAAGGGGCACGAAAGGCACCGCCCCACGAGCGAGCCGCCAGCAGCCCGCAACACCUCUGCACCACCGAAGCGCCCCAGCACCGACACAGAAAGAAGCGUCAGGGGGAAGAGAAGAAGAAGAGAAAAGAAAGAGCAUUCUAAGUACAUCCCGUCGUUUACCUCUGCAGUCGGGGUCUCACGCUGGGCGAAAGAACGAAGACACAAAAGAGAAGAAGAAGAGAGAUGCAAGGUGUGUUCGACGGCCGCUAAGGUAAGAAACCGCCAGCCGGAGCAGAGGGAUACAUCCAGAAAGGGACGCGUGGGCAUAUCAAGUUAAAGGGAAGGAGAGGGAGAAAGGAAAAAGGCGAAUGGAGAGAAGAAAGAGAGAGAAGAACGACAGACGAAAACGGCAGGAGAUCCGAGAAAAGAAACGGAAGGAGAGAAGAAGAGGUGUGAGAAGCACGUUGAAAAGAAGACGAGAAGACGAAGGACGCAGUUAUAGGAGUAGUGUUAGAGCGAAAAAACGUAAAAAAAAAAAAAAUAGAAAGAGACAGAAGUCAUUGCCAGAGGCAAGCGAAGAUAGGAAGGCAGACAAGAACGCACGAGAAAGCCAGAGGAGCCCGAGGACCGAAGUCGAAGAAAAACGCACAGCAAAACCACGCCGUCCCGCGCCCGCAGCAACACGCGCAGCGCCCAGCGAACCGAAGGCCGCACCGCCACGCCGACCGCCAACGCGACCGCAGCCGGCGCCAGCCGGCGCACAUUUCGUACGACCGAGCAGCCCCCGGUGGAGCCACGCAGCCGCACCGACGAGGGCCAGCCGAAAGGCCGCCGCGCCCGCGCCGGCCGCCGCCCACACACCACACGCAGCGCAAGACGACGCUACGCGCAGAACCGCCUGCGCCGACCCCGCAGAGCCCCCCACAGUAACCACGCAGCGGCGCUAGAGCAGGGACCGGAUCGAGACGGCUCGCCGGAACACGGCCGCCGCAAGAACCGCGCCAGCACCACCGCGCCGCGCCCACCCACCCACCAGCGCCGCCGCGCCGAGCCACAGCCACAAGCGCCGCCGCGUGCCGCAGACGGCGGCCCCGCGGUCGCAACAACGCCGCAGCGCCGCACACAGACACGAACCAAGAAGGCGCCGUAGUAGCCCGCAAGGUCCCCGUGCGGAGCCGCCGCCGCCGAGCCGCCGCGAGCACCCAACGAAGCAACGCUCGCGUCGGUCCGCGGCACCGGCCCACGGGCCGCGCCCCCACCACCAGGCGCAGGACCGGAGGCCCCCGCUACCCUCCAACACGACGCCAGAAGAGGACGGGCAGAGAAGCGCAAGCACCGGCCGAAGGGCAACGACCGCCGAGAAGGCCGACGACGGCGACGGAAGGCACCGCACAAGACGCCCGCCGAGCACCCCAAAAAAAGAAGAGAUGACGAACGACAAGACGAGUAAUAUAGACAUCCUGCAGUAAUAUUACUCCUUCCUCUCUACUCCCCUCGCAUCCCCCCUCACAUAUCCUCCUCCUCUCCUUCACCCUCCAGUGGUAGAGCAUCCAGCCCCAGAGGACGGUGUGAUGGCCAGUUUCAGCAGGUUCAUCCAGAUACACACACACACACACACGUUGACACCCCCGACACACACACACACUCACACACCUCUGUCAAACAACACUGUCCAUAUUAUCACACUGCAUUUCCAUACAGCUACACAGGAACUCAUGACCAUGGGGACUGUGAGUGAUGUGACCAAUCUUUACAGAGUACACUCCAUUCCUCCAUUCCUCCUGUCCUGACUUUAAGGGAUGACAGAGUGUCUGUCUGCCUCUAACUGUUAUGUAGUCUGUCUCUGUCUAACAAUAGCUCCUGUUACAGUUACAGUGUUGUCUGUCUGUCUGUCUGUCUGUCUGUCUGUCUGUCUGUCUGUCUGUCUGUCUGUCUGUCUGUCUGUCUGUCUGUCUGUCUGUCUGUCUGUCUGUCUGUCUGUCUGUCUGUCUGUCUGUCUGUCUGUCUAUCUGUCUACCUGUCUGUCUGUCUGUCUGUCUCUCUCUCUGUCGCCCCCUACUGUUUAUCCUCUGUCUCUGUCUAACCAUAGCUCCUGUUACAGUUACUGUGUUGCCUGCCUGUCUGCCUGCCUGUCUGUCUCUCUAAUGCCCCCUAUCAACACCAUCAUCCCAGAAACCCUAGACCAACUCCAAUUUGCAUACCGCCCCAACAGAUCCACAGAUGAAGCAAUCUCAAUCGCACUCCACACUGCCCUUUCCCACCUGGACAAAAGGAACACCUAUGUGUGAAUGCUGUUCAUUGACUACAGCUCAGCGUUCAACACCAUAGUGCCCUCAAAGCUCAUCACUAAGCUAAGGACCCUGGGACUAAACACCUCUUCUGCAACUGGAUCCUGGACUUCCUGACGGGCCGCCCCCUUGUGGUAAGGGUAGGCAAAAACAUCUGCCAUGCUGAUCCUCAACAUGGGGGCCCCUCAGGGAUGUGUGCUCAGUCCCCUCCUGUACUCCCUGUUCACCCACGACUGCAUGGCCAAGCACAACUCCAACACCAUCAUUAAGUUUGCUGACGACACAACAGUGGUAGGCUUGAUCACCAACGAUGAGACAGCCUAUAGGGAGGAGGUCAGAAACCUGGCAGUGUGUUGCCAGGACAACAACCUUUCCCCUCAAUGUGAGCGAGACAAAGGAGAUGAUCGUGGACUACAGGAAAAGGAGGGCCGAACACGCCCCCAUUGACAUCGACCGGGCUGUAGUGGAGCGGGUCGAGAGUUUCAAGUUCCUUGGUGUCCACAUCACCAACGAACUAUCAUGGUCCAAACACACCAAGACAGUCGUGAAGAGGGUAUGACAACACCUUUUCCCCCUCAGGAGACUGAACAUAUUUGACAUGGGUCCCCAGAUCCUCAAAAAGUUAUACAGCUGCACCAUCAAGAGCAUCCUGACCGGUUGCAUCACCGCCUGGUAUGGCAACUGCUUGGCCUCUGACCGCAAGGCACUACAGAGGGUAGUGCGUACAGCCCAGUACAUCACUGGGGCCAAGCUUCCUGCCAUCCAGGACCUCUAUACCAGGCGGUGUCAGAGGAAGGCCCAAAAAAUUGUCCAAGACUCCAGUCACCCGUCAUAGACUGUUCUCUCUGCUACCGCACGGCAAGCGGUACUGGAGCGCCAAGUCUAGGUCCAUAAGGCUCCUGAACAGCUUCUACCCCCAAGCCAUAAGACUGCUGAACAAUUAAUCAAAUGGCCACCCGGACUAUUUGCAUUGACACUGCUGCAACUCGCUGUUUAUUAUCUAUGCAUAGUCACUGUACCCCUACCUACAUGUACAAAUUACCUCGAUUAACCUGUACCCCCGCACAUUGACUCAGUACCGGUACCCCCUGUAUAUAGCCUCGUUAUUGUUAUUUUUUUGUGUUACUUUUUAAUGUAUUUUAUUUUCUACUUUAGUUUAUUUAGUAUAUAUUUUCUUAACUCUAUUUCUUGAACUGCAUUGUUGGUUAACAGUUGAAGCUCGCAUCCGUUACAAGACCAUGGUGCUUGCCUAUGGAGCAGUGAGGGGAACGGCACCUCUGUACCUUCGGGCUCUGAUCAGUCCCUACACCCAAACGAGGGCAUUGCGUUCAUCCACCUCUGGCCUGCUGGCUCCCCUUCCUCUGCGGAAGCACAGUUCCCGCUCAGCCCAGUCAAAACUGUUCGCUGCUCUGGCACCCCAAUGGUGGAACAAGCUCCCUCACGACGCCAGGACAGCGGAGUCACUCACCACCUUCCGGAGGAGACAUUUGAAACCCCACCUCUUUAAGGAAUACCUGGGAUAGGAUAAAGUAAUCCUUCUACCCCCCCCCCCCCCCCCCCCCCCCCCCUGCUGUAUUCGGCACAUGUGACAAAUACCAUUUGAUUUGAUUUGAUUUGAUUUUGAAUGACUGUCUAUCCUCUGUCACAUGGUCCUGAUGACAUCAGUAGUGUGUACGGACGCAGAGGAACCAGACUCUCCCCAACGGAGGCCGUGAGUAGACCUAUCCUAGAUAUACAUUUAUUUACACUAGAUCUGCACAGACACACAUUGAGUAGAUAUAUUUACACUAGAUCUGAACAGACACACAUUGAGUAGAUAUAUUUACACUAGAUCUGAACAGACACACAUUGAGUAGAUAUAUUUACACUAGAUCUGAACAGACACACAUUGAGUAGAUAUAUUUACACUAGAUCUGCACAGACACACAUUGAGUAGAUAUACUAGCAUGCCCCGCCCACCUGAGGAUCUGUCUUUUUCAGCCAUCUAUUUCCUGUGUUCCUAUCUGAUCUGAUCUGAUAGUUCCCAAACCAUUUGCAAGACGCCUGGUCGAGGCUAAUUUCAGACAACCUUUGAAUAAGUAAGGGAUGGUCGACAGCAUCAAAGGCCUUGGAUAGGGUUAGGGUUAGAUUAGGGUUAGGGUUAGGGUUAGGGUUAGGGUUAGGGUUAGGGUUAGAUUAGGAUAGGGUUAGGGUUAGGGUUAGGGUUAGGGUUAGAUUAGGAUAGGGUUAGGGUUAGGGUUAGGGUUAGGGUUAGAUUAGGAUUAGGGUUAGGGUUAGGGUUAGAUUAGGAUAGGUCUGUAAAUAUGGCAGCACAGUGAUUCCUAUGAUCUAAACAAUUUAACACAUCAUUUAAGACAAGCGUAGCUUCUGAAACGGAGCCAUAGGGUUAGGGUUAGGGUCAACCUGAAACGGAGCCAUAGGGUUAGGGUUAGGGUCAACCUGAAACGGAGCCAUAGGGUUAGGGUUAGGGUCAACCUGAAACGGAGCCAUAGGGUUAGGGUUAGGGUCAACCUGAAACGGAGCCAUAGGGUUAGGGUUAGGGUCAACCUGAAACGGAGCCAUAGGGUUAGGGUUAGGGUCAACCUGAAACGGAGCCAUAGGGUUAGGGUUAGGGUCAACCUGAAACGGAGCCAUAGGGUUAGGGUUAGGGUCAACCUGAAACGGAGCCAUAGGGUUAGGGUUAGGGUCAACCUGAAACGGAGCCAUAGGGUUAGGGUUAGGGUCAACCUGAAACGGAGCCAUAGGGUUAGGGUUAGGGUCAACCUGAAACGGAGCCAUGGGGUUAGGGUUAGGGUCAACCUGAAACGGAGCCAUAGGGUUAGGGUUAGGGUCAACCUGAAACGGAGCCAUAGGGUUAGGGUUAGGGUCAACCUGAAAUGGAGCCAUAGGGUUAGGGUUAGGGUCAACCUGAAACGGAGCCAUAGGGUUAGGGUUAGGGUCAACCUGAAACGGAGCCAUAGGGUUAGGGUUAGGGUCAACCUGAAACGGAGCCAUAGGGUUAGGGUUAGGGUCAACCUGAAACGGAGCCAUAGGGUUAGGGUUAGGGUCAACCUGAAACGGAGCCAUGUCCAGCCUAUAACCAGACUGGUAAACAUUAAGUGUAUAAUUUGAAGUUUAAAAAGUUAUUAGCUGAGAGUUUGGUUCUAAUAUGUUUGCAAGAGAGUUUAGAAAUUGGGCGGCAGUUGUCUAGGUCAGAAGGAUCUCCCCCUUUGUAAAAGGGGGAGGAUAUUCACCACCUUCCGGAUCUUAGUGACCAGAAGCAAUUGUUAAAUAACAAAUGUGGGUCAAAGGUUCACAUCAAUAGAAUACAUUGGCUUUCUGUUGAAUCUAUAAAAACGCUAAAGCUUCGUUGAGGAUUUAGUGCACCGUCUCGACCCUUACAGAGAAGAAAGAUAACUUGAUUUUGAUUUAGAUUUUUGGUGGAAUUGAAAAACACAGUUGGAAUGUUUAAUGUUUAAUGUCCAAUUCCAAUUAAAGCAACUUCCUAACUUUGGAAUGUUUACAAAUGAGAUGCACUGAAAUUAAAGCAACUUCUGGAAAUGAACACUCGGAUUAUAGUGAUAUUAUGUCUGAUCUCACUAACAAUGUAAGUAUGUUUAGAUAGGUGGAAUUUUGAGCCAAUCGUACUGAUUUUUCAUCCGGGGGUAUCCUGCUAUUGACACACUUGUUGAAUUAUGCAAGAGAACGUGACAACAACAGUAAUUAAUGAGGCAGUCUAGACAGCGCCGGUUUGGUGGUUGCAGCCUUGUUCCACCCCUUUGUGUUAAUUUAUGAAUAUACGCAAAUACACCCAUUGCAUUUAUUCAAAUGAGGCACAUAAAAUUGUAUUUAUUUUAACACAAAAUAAAUAAAUAAAAAUACCUGAUACAAUGAGGAAAUGUAUAUACAGUGAGGGAAAAAAGUAUUUGAUCCCCUGCUGAUUUUGUACGUUUGUCCACUGACAAAGACAUGAUCAGUCUAUAAUUGUAAUGGUAGGUUUAUUUGAACAGUGAGAUACAGAAAAACGCAUGUCAAAAAUGUUAUAAAUUGAUUUGCAUUUUAAUGAGGGAAAUAAUUAUUUGACCCCUCAGCAAAACAUGACUUAGUACUUGGUGGCAAAACCCUUGUUGGCAAUCACAGAGGUCAGACGUUUCUUGUAGUUGGCCACCAGGUUUGCACACAUCUCAGGAGGGAUUUUGUCCCACUCCUCUUUGCAGAUCUUCUCCAAGUCAUUAAGGUUUCGAGGCUGACGUUUGGCAACUCGAACCUUCAGCUCCCUCCACAGAUUUUCUAUGGGACUAAGGUCUGGAGACUGGCUAGGCCACUCCAGGACCUUAAUGUGCUUCUUCUUGAGCCACUCCUUUGUUGCCUUGGCCGUGUGUUUUGGGUCAUUGUCAUGCUGGAAUACCCAUCCACGACCAAUUUUCAAUGCCCUGGCUGAAGGAAGGAGGUUCUCACCCAAGAUUUGACGGUACAUGGCCCUGUCCAUCGUCCCUUUGAUGCGGUGAAGUUGUCCUGUCCCCUUAGCAGAAAAACACCCCCAAAGCAUAAUGUUUCCACCUCCAUGUUUGAUGGUGGGGAUGUUGUUCUUGGGGUCAUAGGCAGCAUUCCUCCUCCUCCAAACAUGGCGAGUUGAGUUGAUGCCAAAGAGCUCGAUUUUGGUCUCAUCUGACCACAAGACUUUCACCCAGUUCUCCUCUGAAUCAUUCAGAUGUUCAUUGGCAAACUUCAGAUGGGCCUGUAUAUGUCCUUUCUUGAGCAGGGGGACCUUGCGGGCGUUGCAGGAUUUCAGGCCUUCACGGCGUAGUGUGUUACCAAUUGUUUUCUUGGUGACUAUGGUCUCAGCUGCCUUGAGAUCAUUGACAAGAUCCUCCCGUGUAGUUCUGGGCUGAUUCCUCACCGUUCUCAUGAUCAUUGCAACUCCACGAGGUGAGAUCUUGCAUGGAGCCCCAGGCCGAGGGAGAUUGACAGUUCUUUUGUGUUUCUUCCAUUUGCGAAUAAUCGCACCAACUGUUGUCACCUUCUCACCAAGCUGCUUGGCGAUGGUCUUGUAGCCCAUUCCAGCCUUGUGUAGGUCUACAAUCUUGUCCCUGACAUCCUUGGAGAGCUCUUUGGUCUUGGCCAUGGUGGAGAGUUUGGAAUCUGAUUGAUUGAUUGCUUCUGUGGACAGGUGUCUUUUAUACAGGUAACAAGCUGAGAUUAGGAGCACUCCCUUUAAUUAAAAUGGAUUUCUUGGGGGUUUGUAUCAUUUGAUUUACACAACAUGCCUACCACUUUGAAGAUGCAAAAUUUAAAAAAUUGUGAAACAAACAAGAAAUACGUUUUAAAAAACUGAGAACUUGAGCGUGCAUAACUAUUCACCCCCCCAAAGUCAAUACUUUGUAGAGCCACCUUUUGCAGCAAUUACAGCUGCAAGUCUCUUGGGGUAUGUCUCUAUAAGCUUGGCACAUCUAGCCACUGGGAUGUUUGCCCAUUCUUCAAGGCAAAACUGCUCCAGCUCCUUCAAGUUGGAUGGGUUCCGCUGGUGUACAGCAAUCUUUAAGUCAUACCACAGAUUCUAAAUUGGAUUGAUGUCUGGGCUUUGACUAGGCCAUUCCAAGACAUUUAAAUGUUUCCCCUUAAACAUUUACAUUGACAUUUUAGUCAUUUAGCAGAUGCUCUUAUCCAGAGCGACUUACAGUUAGUGAGUGCAUACAUUUUCAUACUGGCCCCCCGUGGGCAAUGAACCCACAACCCUGGCAUUGCAAGCGCCAUGCUCUACCAACUGAGCUACAGGGGACUGCCAAAAGAGGGCCGCCCACCAAAACUCACGGACCAGGCAAGGAGGGCAUUAGUCAGAGAGGCAACAAAGAGACCAAAGAUAACCCUGAGUGUUGCUUUAGCAGUAUGCUUAGGGUCAUUGUCCUGCUGGAAGGUGAACCUCCGUCCCAGUCUCAAAUCUCUGGAAGACUGAAACAGGUUUCCCUCAAGAAUUUCCCUGUAUUUAGCGCCAUCCAUCAUUCCUUCAAUUCUGACCAGUUUCCCAGUCCCUGCCGAUGGAAAAACAUCCCCACCGCAUGAUGCUGCCACCACCAUGCUUCACUGUGGGGAUGGUGUUCUCGGGGUGAUGAGAGGUGUUGAGUUUGCGCCAGACAUAGCGUUUUCCUUGAUGGCCAAAAAGCUAAAUUUUAGUCUCAUCUGACCAGAGUACCUUCUUCCAUAUGUUUGGGGAGUCUCCCACAUUCCUUUUGACGAACACCAAACGUGUUUGCUUAUUUUUUUAUUUAAGCAAUGGCUUUUUUCUGUCCACUCUUCCAUAAAGCCCAGCUCUGUGGAGUGUACGGCUUAAAGUGGUCCUAUGGACAGAUACUCCAAUCUCCGCUGUGGAGCUUUGCAGCUCCUUCAGGGUUAUCUUUGGUCUCUUUGUUGCCUCUCUGAUUAAUGCCCUCCUUGCCUGGUCCGUGAGUUUUGGUGGGCGGCCCUCUCUUGGCAGGUUUGUUGUGUAGCCAUAUUCUUUCCAUUUUUUAAUAAUGGAUUGUUCAAAGUUUCUGAUCUUUUUUUAUAACCCAACCCUGAUCUGUACUUCUCCACAACUUGUCCCUGACCUGUUUGGAGAGCUCCUUGGUCUUCAUGGUGCCGCUUGCUUGGUGGUGCCCUUUGCUUAGUGGUGUUGCAGAAUCUGGGGCCUUUCAGAACAGGUGUAUAUAUACUGAGAUCAUGUGACAGAUCAUGUGACACUUAGAUUGCACACAGGUGGACUUUAUUGAACUAACUAUGUGACUUCUGAAGGUAAUUGGUUGCACCAGAUCUUAUUUAGGGGCCUGGCCUCACCUCACCUCUCCAGGGUUACCCUAGCCUCACCUCACCUCUCCAGGGUUUCCCUGGAAUCACCUCACCUCUCCAGGGUUUCCCUGGCCUCACCUCACCUCUCCAGGGUUACCCUGGCCUCACCUCACCUCUCCAGGGUUUCCCUGGCCUCACCUCUCCAGGGUAACCCUGGCCUCACCUCACCUCUCCAGGGUUUCCCUGGAAUCACCUCACCUCUCCAGGGUUACCCUGGCCUCACAUCUCCUCUCCAGGGUUUCCCUGGCCUCACCUCACGUCUCCAGGGUUACCCUGGACUCACCUCACCUCUCCAGGGUUUCCCUGGCCUCACCUCACCUCUCCAGGGUUACCCUGGCCUCACCUCACCUCUCCAGGGUUUCCCUGGCCUCACCUCACGUCUCCAGGGUUACCCUGGACUCACCUCACGUCUCCAGGGUUACCCUGGACUCACCUCACCUCUCCAGGGUUACCCUGGCCUCACCUCACCUCUCCAGGGUUUCCCUGGCCUCACCUCUCCAGGGUAACCCUGGCCUCACCUCACCUCUCCAGGGUGUCCCUGGCCUCACCUCACCUCUCCAGGGUUUUCCUGGCCUCACCUCUCCAGGGUUUCCCUGGCCUCACCUCACCUCUCCAGAGUUUCCCUGGACUCACCUCACCUCUCCAGGGUUUCCCUGGACUCACCUCACCUCUCCAGGGUUUACCUGGCCUCACCUCACCUCUCCAGGGUUUCCCUGGCCUCACCUCUCCAGGGUUUCCCUGGCCUCACCUCACCUCUCCAGAGUUUCCCUGGACUCACCUCACCUCUCCAGGGUUUCCCUGGACUCACCUCACCUCUCCAGGGUUUACCUGGCCUCACCUCACCUCUCCAGAGUUUCCCUGGACUCACCUCACCUCUCCAGGGUUUCCCUGGACUCACCUCACCUCUCCAGGGUUUACCUGGCCUCACCUCACCUCUCCAGGGUUUCCCUGGCCUCACCUCACCUCUCCAGGGUUUCCCUGGACUCACCUCACCUCUCCAGGGUUACCCUGGCCUCACCUCUCCAGGGUUUCCCUGGCCUCACCUCACCUCUCCAGGGUUCCCCUGGACUCACCUCACCUCUCCAGGGUUUCCCUGGAAUCACCUCACCUCUCCAGGGAGGGUUUCCCUGGUCUCACCUCACCUCUCCAGGGUUCCCUGGCCUCACCUCACCUCUCCAGGGGUUCCCUGGUCUCACCACACCUCUCCAGGGUUUCCCUGGCCUCACCUCACCUCUCCAGGGUUUCCCUGGACUCACCUCACCUCUCCAGAGUUUCCCUGGCCUCACCUCACCUCUCCAGGGUCCCCCUGGCCUCACCUCAACUCUCCAGGGUUACCCUGGCCUCACCUUUCCAGAGUUUUCCUGGCCUCACCUCACCUCUCCAGGGUUUCCCUGGAAUCACCUCACCUCUCCAGGGUCCCCCUGGACUCACCUCACCUCUCCAGGUUUCCCCUGGCCUCACCUUUCCAGAGUUUUCCUGGCCUCACCUCACCUCUCCAGGGUUUCCCUGGAAUCACCUCACCUCUCCAGGGUUAUCCCUGGCCUCACCUCACCUCUCCAGGGUUUCCCUGGACUCACCUCACCUCUCCAGGGUUUCCCUGGACUCACCUCACCUAUCCAGGGUUACCCUUGCCUCACCUCACCUCUCCAGGAUUUCCCUGGACUCACCUCACCUCUCCAGGGUUUUUCCCCUGGCCUCACCUCUCCAGGUUUCCCUGGCCUCACCUCACCUCUCCAGGGUUUCCCUGGCCUCACCUCUCCAGGGUUUACCUGGCCUCACCUCACCUCUCCAGGGUUUCCCUGGCCUCACCUCUCCAGGGUUUCCCUGGCCUCACGUCUCCAGGGUUUCCCUGGCCUCUUCUCUCCAGGGUUCCCCUGGCCUCACCUCACCUCUCCAGGGUUUCCCUGGACUCACCUCACCUCUCCAGGGUUUCCCUGGACUCACCUCACCUCUCCAGGGUUUCCCUGGACUCACCUCACCUCUCCAGGGUUUCCCUGGCCUCACCUCACCUCUCCAGGGUUACCCUGGCCUCACCUCACCUCACCGGGGUUUAUUAUGGAUCCCCAUUAGUUCCAGGCAGACAGACAGACAGACAGACAGACAGACAGACAGACAGACAGACAGACAGACAGACAGACAGACAGACAGACAAAUACAGAGUGCUGAUGGGCAGAUCAUCAUCUUGCCAUGCUAAUAUCAUUUAGCUCCACCCUUGGCAGAGCUCAGUCAGAACUUAAAUAGAACUACAACAGAGCUUAGAGUCCUGAUGUCCAAAACACAUUUCCAAGCUGGAUAUGUCAGCAGGGUGGAGUACAGCAGAGCAGAGUGGACUGGCUGGAGUACACACUGAGGGUCCUUGUUGUUAACACAAUCUCCCCUCUGUGCCCAAUAACACGUAUGCUGAACUUCCAGCUUCUAACUGUGGGAUACAUAGAGAGAUAUUCCUGUUCAGUCACUACAGUCACUCUGACAGUUAUUACAAUAGAACAUUACUGACUAGGGCCAGUGUUAUUGUUCACAGAGAGGGAGAGGGAGAGGCAGAGAACUGAGCGAUACUGGGAUAUGGAUCCUGCUCCUAUAAACACAGACAGACAGACAGACAGACAGACAGACAGACAGACAGACAGACAUUUACAUUUUACAUUUACGUCAUUUAGCAGGCGACUUACAAAUAGGUGCAUUCACCUUAUAGCCAGUGGGAUCACCACUUUACAAACUUUUUUAUAUUUUUUAUAUUUUGUUUUAUUUAUAUUAGUAAAUGUUUUUUUCAUUUUAUUUUUCAUUUUAUUUUUAUUUUUUUGGGGGGGGUGUUCGAGUAAAGGGGGGGGGGGGGGGGGGGGGGGGGGUAGAAGGAUUACUUUAUCCUAUCCCAGGUGUUCCUUAAAGAGGUGGGGUUUCAAAUGUCUCCGGAAGGUGGUGAGUGACUCCGCUGUCCUGGCGUCGUGAGGGAGCUUGUUCCACCAUUGGGGUGCCAGAGCAGCGAACAGCUUUGACUGGGCUGAGCGGGAACUAUGCUUCCGCAGAGGUAGGGGGGCCAGCAGGCCAGAGGUGGAUGAACGCAGUGCCCUCGUUUGGGUGUAGGGACUGAUCAGAGCCUGAAUGUACGGAGGUGCCGUUCCCCUCACAGCUCCGUAGGCAAGCACCAUGGUCUUGUAGCAGAUGCGAGCUUCAACUGGAAGCCAGUGGAGUGUGCGGAGGAGGGGGGUGACGUGAGAGAACUUGGGAAGGUUGAACACCAGACGGGCUGCGGCAUUCUGGAUGAGUUGUAGGGGUUUAAUGGCACAGGCAGGGAGCCCAGCCAACAGCGAGUUGCAGUAAUCCAGACGGGAGAUACCAGAUGGGCUGCGGCAUUCUGGAUGAGUUGUAGGGGUUUAAUGGCACAGGCAGGGAGCCCAGCCAACAGCGAGUUGCAGGGGUUUAAUGGCACAGGCAGGGAGCCCAGCCAACAGCGAGUUGCAGUAAUCCAGACGGGAGAUACCAGACGGGCUGCGGCAUUCUGGAUGAGUUGUAGGGGUUUAAUGGCACAGGCAGGGAGCCCAGCCAACAGCGAGUUGCAGUAAUCCAGACGGGAGAUACCAGACGGGCUGCAGCAUUCUGGAUGAGUUGUAGGGGUUUAAUGGCACAGGCAGGGAGCCCAGCCAACAGCGAGUUGCAGGGGUUUAAUGGCACAGGCAGGGAGCCCAGCCAACAGCGAGUUGCAGGGGUUUAAUGGCACAGGCAGGGAGCCCAGCCAACAGCGAGUUGCAGGGGUUUAAUGGCACAGGCAGGGAGCCCAGCCAACAGCGAGUUGCAGGGGUUUAAUGGCACAGGCAGGGAGCCCAGCCAACAGCGAGUUGCAGGGGUUUAAUGGCACAGGCAGGGAGCCCAGCCAACAGCGAGUUGCAGGGGUUUAAUGGCACAGGCAGGGAGCCCAGCCAACAGCGAGUUGCAGGGGUUUAAUGGCACAGGCAGGGAGCCCAGCCAACAGCGAGUUGUAGGGGUUUAAUGGCACAGGCAGGGAGCCCAGCCAACAGCGAGUUGCAGUAAUCCAGACGGGAGAUGACACAUUAGUAGGAAUCACAUGCGGCAGACAGGCAGGUCAUAGAGACAGACAGACAGACAGACAGACAGACAGACAGACAGACAGACAGACAGGUCAUAGAGACAGGCAGGCAGGCAGGCAGGCAGGUCAUAGAGACAGACAGACAGGCAGGCAGGCAGGUCAUAGAGACAGACAGACAGGCAGGCAGGCAGGUCAUAGAGACAGACAGACAGGCAGGCAGGCAGGCAGGUCAUAGAGACAGACAGACAGGCAGGCAGGCAGGUCAUAGAGACAGACAGACAGGCAGGCAGGCAGGUCAUAGAGACAGACAGACAGGCAGGCAGGCAGGUCAUAGAGACAGACAGACAGGCAGGCAGGCAGGUCAUAGAGACAGACAGACAGGCAGGCAGGCAGACAGGCAGGCAGGUCAUAGAGACAGGCAGGCAGGCAGGCAGGCAGGUCAUAGAGACAGACAGACAGGCAGGCAGGCAGGUCAUAGAGACAGACAGACAGGCAGGCAGGCAGGUCAUAGAGACAGACAGACAGGCAGGCAGGCAGGCAGGCAGGCAGGCAGGCAGGCAGGCAGGCAGGCAGGCAGGCAGGCAGGCAGGCAGGUCAUAG
Coregonus sp. 'balchen' is the source of this 14327-nucleotide messenger RNA. NCBI's taxonomy places the organism in Eukaryota, Metazoa, Chordata, Actinopteri, Salmoniformes, Salmonidae. The record is from the annotation of a GenBank genome assembly.